CGCCGGGGUUAUAAAAAUGAAUCACUUUCUCCGGAACUAUUCAUUCGCAGAAGUGAUUUCAAGCAGUGCAGAAGUGUUGAAGAAAAUUAUCAAAUCUUUUUAAAAGUGACUAUUGAAGUGUUUCAAGGGCUGAAUUAUUGAAAAAACAAUCUAAGAAUGCAGAUCUUUGUGAAGACUUUGACCGGUAAGACCAUCACCCUUGAGGUCGAGCCCUCUGAUACGAUUGAGAAUGUGAAGGCUAAGAUUCAGGAUAAGGAGGGCAUUCCCCCAGACCAGCAACGUCUCAUUUUCGCUGGCAAGCAGCUCGAGGAUGGUCGCACCUUGUCCGACUACAAUAUCCAGAAGGAAUCCACCCUCCAUUUGGUCUUGCGUCUCCGUGGUGGAAUGCAAAUUUUCGUCAAGACUUUGACUGGCAAGACCAUCACUCUUGAGGUCGAGCCUUCUGAUACUAUUGAGAACGUGAAGGCCAAGAUCCAGGAUAAGGAAGGAAUCCCUCCAGACCAGCAACGUCUCAUUUUCGCUGGCAAGCAGCUCGAGGAUGGUCGCACCUUGUCCGACUACAAUAUCCAGAAGGAGUCUACCCUCCAUCUUGUCUUGCGUCUCCGUGGUGGAAUGCAAAUUUUUGUCAAAACCCUUACCGGAAAGACCAUCACCCUUGAAGUUGAGCCAUCUGACACUAUUGAAAAUGUCAAGGCUAAAAUCCAAGAUAAGGAGGGUAUCCCCCCAGACCAGCAACGUCUCAUUUUCGCUGGCAAGCAGCUCGAGGAUGGUCGCACCUUGUCCGACUACAAUAUCCAGAAGGAAUCCACCCUCCAUUUGGUCUUGCGUCUCCGUGGUGGAAUGCAAAUUUUUGUCAAGACUUUGACUGGCAAGACCAUCACUCUUGAGGUCGAGCCUUCUGAUACUAUUGAGAACGUGAAGGCCAAGAUCCAGGAUAAGGAGGGUAUCCCACCAGACCAACAGCGUUUGAUCUUUGCCGGAAAGCAACUCGAGGAUGGUCGUACUCUUUCGGAUUACAAUAUCCAGAAGGAAUCCACCCUGCACCUUGUGCUCCGUCUCCGAGGAGGCAUGCAGAUCUUUGUGAAGACCCUUACCGGAAAGACCAUUACUCUCGAAGUCGAGCCCUCUGACACCAUUGAAAAUGUCAAGGCCAAGAUCCAGGAUAAGGAGGGUAUCCCACCAGACCAACAGCGUUUGAUCUUUGCCGGAAAGCAACUCGAGGAUGGUCGUACUCUUUCGGAUUACAAUAUCCAGAAGGAAUCCACCCUGCACCUUGUGCUCCGUCUCCGAGGAGGCAUGCAGAUCUUUGUGAAGACCCUUACCGGAAAGACCAUUACUCUCGAAGUCGAGCCCUCUGACACCAUUGAAAAUGUCAAGGCCAAGAUCCAGGAUAAGGAGGGUAUCCCACCAGACCAACAGCGUUUGAUCUUUGCCGGAAAGCAACUCGAGGAUGGUCGUACUCUUUCGGAUUACAAUAUCCAGAAGGAAUCCACCCUGCACCUUGUGCUCCGUCUCCGAGGAGGCAUGCAGAUCUUUGUGAAGACCCUUACCGGAAAGACCAUUACUCUUGAAGUCGAGCCCUCUGACACCAUUGAAAAUGUCAAGGCCAAGAUCCAGGAUAAGGAGGGGAUCCCACCAGACCAGCAGCGUCUGAUCUUCGCUGGCAAGCAAUUGGAAGAUGGCCGUACCUUGUCCGACUACAACAUCCAGAAGGAGUCUACCCUUCAUUUGGUCUUACGUCUCCGUGGAGGCAUGCAGAUCUUUGUCAAGACCCUUACCGGAAAGACCAUUACACUUGAGGUCGAACCUUCUGACACCAUUGAAAACGUGAAGGCCAAGAUCCAGGAUAAGGAGGGGAUCCCACCGGACCAACAGCGUUUGAUCUUUGCCGGAAAGCAACUUGAAGAUGGUCGUACCCUGUCUGACUACAAUAUCCAGAAGGAGUCUACCCUCCAUCUUGUCCUCCGUCUCCGUGGUGGUAUGCAGAUCUUUGUCAAGACCCUUACCGGGAAGACCAUUACUCUCGAAGUUGAGCCCUCUGACACUAUUGAAAAUGUCAAGGCUAAGAUCCAAGACAAGGAGGGAAUUCCACCAGACCAACAGCGUCUCAUUUUUGCUGGCAAGCAACUCGAGGAUGGCCGCACCUUGUCCGACUACAACAUCCAGAAGGAAUCCACCCUUCAUCUGGUCUUACGUCUCCGUGGAGGCAUGCAGAUCUUUGUCAAGACCCUUACCGGAAAGACCAUCACCCUUGAGGUCGAGCCAUCCGAUACUAUUGAAAACGUGAAGGCCAAAAUCCAGGAUAAGGAGGGGAUCCCACCGGAUCAGCAGCGUUUGAUUUUUGCUGGGAAGCAACUCGAGGAUGGUCGUACCCUCUCCGACUACAACAUCCAGAAGGAGUCUACCCUCCAUCUUGUCUUGCGUCUCCGUGGUGGAAUGCAAAUCUUCGUCAAGACCCUUACCGGAAAGACCAUUACCCUUGAAGUCGAGCCCUCUGACACCAUAGAGAACGUCAAAGCCAAGAUCCAAGAUAAGGAAGGAAUCCCUCCAGACCAACAGCGUUUGAUCUUUGCCGGAAAGCAACUUGAAGAUGGUCGCACCUUGUCCGACUACAACAUUCAAAAGGAGUCCACCCUUCACCUUGUCCUCCGUCUCCGUGGAGGCAUGCAAAUUUUUGUCAAGACCCUUACUGGAAAGACCAUCACUCUUGAAGUUGAGCCUUCUGACACCAUUGAGAAUGUCAAGGCUAAAAUCCAAGACAAGGAAGGAAUCCCACCAGAUCAGCAGCGUUUGAUCUUUGCCGGGAAACAGUUGGAAGAUGGCCGCACUCUCUCUGACUACAACAUCCAGAAGGAAUCAACCCUUCACCUUGUGUUACGUCUCAGAGGUGGCAUGCAAAUUUUCGUUAAAACUCUGACCGGAAAGACAAUUACUCUGGAAGUUGAACCAUCCGAUACAAUUGAAAAUGUCAAAGCAAAGAUUCAGGAUAAAGAAGGAAUUCCUCCAGACCAGCAACGUUUGAUUUUCGCUGGGAAACAACUUGAGGAUGGCCGUACCCUUUCGGACUACAACAUCCAGAAGGAAUCAACCCUUCAUCUUGUGCUGCGUCUUCGUGGUGGAUAUUAGACUAAAUCCCUUUGUGCUCUUUAUGCUUCUAGUAUUUGGUGAAAUGCUGCGAAUCAGGCACAUUUAUUCCGCAAACUUUCCAUGAAAAUCUGUAGUGACGUAGAGAAAAAAGAUUUUCCUUGAAAUAAAACACGUUUUUGAAUCUUA
This is a messenger RNA of Phlebotomus papatasi, 3273 nucleotides long. RefSeq names its product polyubiquitin-C. Gene Ontology annotation, molecular function: ubiquitin protein ligase binding; protein tag activity. Lineage: Eukaryota; Metazoa; Arthropoda; Insecta; Diptera; Psychodidae. Gene Ontology annotation, biological process: protein ubiquitination; modification-dependent protein catabolic process. Bases 157 to 3126 code for a protein of 989 amino acids. The transcript has 2 exons. Gene Ontology annotation, cellular component: nucleus; cytoplasm. The record is from RefSeq and is a predicted model, not a curated record.